Clupea harengus (Atlantic herring) is the source of this 2318-nucleotide messenger RNA. It is a transcript of the gene vma12, whose product is annotated as vacuolar ATPase assembly factor VMA12. Gene Ontology annotation, biological process: vacuolar proton-transporting V-type ATPase complex assembly. NCBI's taxonomy places the organism in Eukaryota, Metazoa, Chordata, Actinopteri, Clupeiformes, Clupeidae. Gene Ontology annotation, cellular component: endomembrane system. The record is from RefSeq and is a predicted model, not a curated record.
GAUAGCAAGUUAGCUAUCUAGCUAACCUGUCGAGGUUUUGCAAGCAAGUGCGACAGCUCUGCCAUGAUCAUCAUUUGAUAUUGUCAUAUUGCCUUUAGCGGCUACAGAACUUAACAUUGAAUAGAUAGAUAUAUAUAUAUUGAGAAGUGUCAUAUCUAUAUACAUUUGUUUUACGGAUGAUUUGUGUCGAUAUUGUUCCACUCAAACGGUUAGCUAACUUUAGCGUGGCUAGCUAAUUCAGCUACUACUAUUCAUCCAAGCCGGUGUACCUCACUACAGAGGAUGGCGUCAUCUUUCGUUGUUGGAGUCAAAUUCAGGGAGAAGGUGAAAGAAUUGUUGGAUAAAGAGUCUUCAGUUCCCACAGACUUAUUCGAAGAAUUGGAACCCAUACUUGAUGGAGACGGGGAGUCUAGUAUACGUUUUAAAACCGUGAGAAAACUGAACACAUACCUCCAAAAUCAUGGACAUCCAGUCUACCUUCAUGAAUUGUUGGAGGAGAGCGUGCUGUACUUACCAGAGUACAAAAAGCCUCCACGAAAUCCUGAGUUGGUGGCUCGUCUAGAGAAGAUAAAAGCAAAGCUUGCUAAUGACGAGUACAACCGGAUGACAAGAAAUGUGAACAACCAAGAACUUAGCCGUCAUGGGACAUUAGCAGACUUUGGAAGGGAAGUGCGUUCGGCCAAAGCGGCAGUUCUGACAGUCUUCAACUUCCUGGUUACGGUGGCUGCAACAUUUGCCUGUGCUUACAUCUUCAGCCAGUAUAUCUUCACAGAAACAACAGCUCGGGUGAUUUCUGCAGUGAUUGCAGCCUCUGUGGUGGGUCUGGCAGAACUUUAUGUCCUGGUCCGGACUAUGGAAGGAGAUUUAGGGGAGCCAUGAUGCCCACCCACCCCAUUACUCUUUUAGUUAAUACAUUCCAAAAGGAUAUUUGCCUCUAUAUGGAACUAAGAAGCAUCUGUCUUGUGACGGUUCAAACCGAAUAGUCUGGCUCUAAAGAAUGAGAAGGAAAACCUGGAAGAUGAAGUACACAUUGUGGCAACAAAUGGAGUACUUAGGCCACACAGCAAAUGGAUAUUUGUUUUGUUGUCUGCUUUGUUUUCUUUUUUGUUGACCUGACCUGUUUGUAAAAACAUGUUUUGUGUUUAUUUGAUUUUGGUUGUUACUUAACUAUACCUAUUCCUACAACAUAUUUAUUUUCUUCCGAACUACUGUCUUAUUUCUUUUCUUUAGAAUCCAUGGGUUGUAUCAAUCCUUUCCAUGGUAAUCUUAAAAGUUAAAAACAUUCAAGAGAUAUGAUCGUGUGCAUUCCUUGAAAACUAAAAGUCUGUGUUCAAUUUGCAAAAAUAAAUACAAAUUAGGUUGUGAGAAUUAAUGUGUGUCAGGAUCAGUGAUAUUCCAGCUGGCGUAAUUUUAUUGUAAUGACAAAUAAUAUUCUGGAUAGUACUAAUAUCGCAGUUCUCUGUAUGUUGUAUUUAAACAGUACUGGGAAGCUAAAUGGACAAAAAAGAUGGGACAUUUCAUGACUUAUUAUACAUUGUGUUUUGGAAAGCACAGAUGCCCCUGAAUGUUUUUUCUUCCUAAAGGUGAGUGGCAGAUGACUGCACCUCACUCCAGUCUGGAGAGACAGCAUAUGGGAUAUAGCAUUACAUUUAAGGCCUUUGAAAAUGAGGGGCACCCAUCUGUUGCUGGCAUGGGUAACUCAGUUCUGACAAUUCCCCCUUACUUUGAAGCUUUGAAUGUAGUAUUGGUUUGUUUAUUAUUUUUACAUUCCCUGUGGCUUCUUCCUUUUUGGCCGUACCAGAUGUGUCAGUAAUUGUUGUGAGCUGCUGAUCAGUGUUAAUCUUGUUUGAGAGGUUUUACAUGCAGAUGGAUUUGGGAGACAAGCAGCAACAACAUUCAGCUAACAACAUGUAGAGGAAAAUAGCUAUCAAAUGAUUUUUCUGACAACAGGUGUCCCUUGCCGUGAUUUGUAUUUAAUACACCCCUUAAGUAGGGAUCUGACAUUGUGCCCCCACCUAAUCUGUGUCAUUUUAAUCUUUUUUUUAUAUCAAUACAUAGCAAGUAGUUCUGUAAUAUUGGUGUAAGAUUAAAAUAUGUAACUACAUCUGCAAUGUAAAAAAAGUCUCUCUCAAAGAACUGAGAUUUGACACCCGGAUUAAGAAUUGAUUGAAAGAUUAUUUGGUUUUAGAGAUGAUUAUGAUAUGCUGGGAUCACUGUCCAGCAGGCCAGUGAGUCGUGAGGCACUGGUCAUACCUCUGCUGUAUUAUUGCACAGGAGACCUUAAAUCCAUCUUGAAUUAAAGAGUCGGUAAGCUGAUA